UGGACACAUCCACUAGCUAUUAGCAACCAACAUGCUUAACGGUAUCGAUCUGGAUUUUGGUAGCAUCAGAAAUUAAAGUUCAAGGAGCCGAACUAGCUAUAAUGGUGGUUCUGUCCUGAACCUUUAUGUUUUGGUUCCUGCUCAAAGCGAGGACGGUACACGAGGUCCGAGCUGUCCUUACAAACGAGGAGCACCGGGCCACGUCAGUCCGAUAGAAGGCAGUAGAGAGCCGUGGAUUAUAAACAGAAAAACUGAACCGUGAAAUUCGUUAACAGAACAUUAUGGUGUAUAUAACACAGUGCUCUGCGUGAAUACCUACGCACUUUCCGCCAUACGACGACCGGCUGACGGUCCCCACAGCUCACAGAGGCACCUGGAGCCGCCUCGCUGUACCGUUAAACCGGGGGCUUCAUCCUGAUGUUUUGCGUUUGGACUUCUUCGCCCGGAGGUGUACUUAGCAUUCCGUGGGCGCAAAACGUCUAAUUAAUGUUGCCCUUUCUCCGGACCACUGUCCUAAACGGCAACCUCCGUUUAAAAUCUUUCCGCGAUCUGCCCCGGACUGAAGACCGAACCAACGCGCCGGGCGCCACCGCGGCGCCGAGCCGAGAGUCCGUAGAGACGUGCGCGUCCCGCCCGCCUCCCCAUGACCUCCGCUUCUCGGACAGCAGGAGACCGCAUCUGAGCCCGGCGUCGGCCUCGUCGCGCCCCUCGACGCCCGCAGCGCCACUGAUUCGGGCACAGCAGAGGCAGAGAGGCAUCGGGCAGAGAGGAUGGCGCUGCCCCUCGAAGACGCCCGGAAGCUGGGCUGGAUGAUGCUGAAGUCGGUGACACGCUUCGUGUUCAUGUUCAUCAAUAACUGCGUCGCCAUCCCGUCAUACUGCAUAUACCUGCUCCUGCUCCAGCCCCUGAGGCUGAUGGACAGCCGCACCUUCUGGUACAUCGAAGGAGUGAUGUUCAAGUGGCUGCUGGCCAUGGUGGCAUCCUGGGGCUGGAUCGCGGGCUACACAGUGACGGAAUGGGGGGAUGAUGUGAGGCCCAUCUCUGAGGAGGAAGCCAUGGUCAUUGUGAACCAUCAGGCCACAGGUGACGUCUGCACUCUCAUGAUGUGCCUGCAGGACAAGGGCACGGUGGUUCGAAAAAUGAUGUGGCUGAUGGACCAUGUAUUCAAAUACACAAACUUUGGGCUUGUGUCAUUAAUCCAUGGGGAUUUCUUUAUUAGACAGGGUAAAGCACAUCGAGACAAGCAGCUCUUUUACCUGAAGGAUCACUUGGACAAAUUCUACUACAGCCGAGACAGGAAGUGGAUUGUGCUUUUUCCAGAAGGCGGCUUUCUGCGCAAACGGCGGGAAUCCAGCCAGUCCUUCGCAAAGAAGAACAACCUCCCUCACCUGACACACGUGACUUUGCCCCGCCUGGGGGCCACACAGGUCAUCCUGAAGACCCUGAGCCCACAGCAGGAGAACGGAAGUCUCGGGGCAGGGGAUGCUAGCCUGGCAGAAACCAAACGGAGGGGCCUGCAGUGGGUGGUUGAUGUUACCAUUGCCUAUCCCAAAGCCCGUCCCAUGGACAUCCAGAGCUGGAUCUUUGGGUACAGGCCUCCCACAGUCACGCAUGUGCAUUACAGGAUCUACCCCGUCAAAGACGUCCCAGUAGAGACGGAGCAGCUGACGGACUGGCUGUACCAGAGGUUUGUGGAGAAGGAGCAUCUCCUGGCCCACUUCUAUCAAACAGGUGCUUUCCCACCACCAAAAGGCCAACAGCAGGCUAACCCCAGGGAGAUGACGCUCGACAUCGUGUGGCUCCUUGUCAUACAGUCACUCGCCUUUCUGUCUGGUUACAUGUGGGUCAGUCUUCUUUGCAACUUCUACUGCUGGCUCUUCUGAUUGGCUAGCAGCUGGAAGAGAGAUUGGAUGGACAGGAUUGGGUCUCGAUGGCUUCAUGGCUCGGGGAUCAUUCUCUUGAUGUGUGAAUGUACAUUUGCUAAGUUAAAGCAUUGAAAACUGUACAUCUAUGCGGAACAUAUUUCCCCAAAACAUGGACCCUCACUCACUCUCACACACGCACAC
This is a messenger RNA of Paramormyrops kingsleyae, 2066 nucleotides long. RefSeq names its product lysophosphatidylglycerol acyltransferase 1 (gene lpgat1). Gene Ontology annotation, cellular component: endomembrane system; endoplasmic reticulum. Lineage: Eukaryota; Metazoa; Chordata; Actinopteri; Osteoglossiformes; Mormyridae. The record is from RefSeq and is a predicted model, not a curated record. Gene Ontology annotation, molecular function: acyltransferase activity. Gene Ontology annotation, biological process: phosphatidylinositol acyl-chain remodeling.